GUUUUUUUUACAAUUUUACAAAAGAUAAAAUUGAUCUUUGCUUCCUAUAAAUUUUCUUUUUUAUCAGUAUCUUUGUUUUGGAUAUUACCAGCAUUCUGUCUCAAUGGAGGCUGAAGAUGAAGGACUCAUCGCAAGAUUUUAUUGUGAAAGUUACUAAGGAACGCUGUCUUACCUCCUGAUUUUGAACUAGCCAUUCAGGUUUGUUGGGUUUCCAGAGAGGAUCGACUGAGCAAGAAGAAGGUAAAAUAAAUUUUCAACAGAGUAAUAAUGAUGACUGUAAACUGAUUAUUCACCCACCAGACGCUUUUAAGUCAAAAGGAAACCCGAUAAUGUAAAAAUUACACUUCCUGUUCCGGAAGUGUGAAGGCAGAGAAGUCAUCUAAGCUUCUGCUUUUCUCUUAUCCAGCGGGCUUCCUGCGCUGUUUUUUUUUUCCCGAGAUGCAAACUAAAAACUUUAAUGAGCGUUUCAGAGUGAUUAAAGAUGUCACUCCUGUUGUCACCAGUGGAGCUCUCGUAGUGGCCCUUUUCUCCUGCGUUUUGUUUGGCAUCCGAACCUAUCUCAGCCUGCCUGAGGAGAGCCUCAGCAUCGGAGCAACAGUUUUCCACAGCGGCCACAUCCACCGCCUCUUUCUGUUCCCCUUUCACCACCGAAGCCUCCCUCAGCUCCUGCUGAGCAUCACUGCUCUGCUGUUUCUGACUGGCAGUGUGGAGAAAGGCUUCGGCACGGUUCGCUUCCUGUUCAUCUUCCUCCUGCUCGCCUCCACUACUGGUGUGAUUUACAGUUUCUUGGAUCUUCUGCAGGAUGCCAGCCAGCACACAGAGGGUCUGCUCCCAGUGGUCUUGGCCUGUGUGGCCCUGACCACCUUACACACCAAGAUGACCAAAGGGUUUCUCUGUGGGGUCAGUUUUCCUGCAGUUGCCCUCCCCUGGGUGCUCCUCAUCAUCUGCACGGCCCUCAUCCCUGGCAGUGUGCUUCUCUGCAAUGUUAUUGCCAUACUGAUCGGCUGGGUGCAUGGCAAAGGCUGGCUGUCUCCUGUGGACAUGUCUGAGUCCAGGGCUGCAGUUCUGGAGAAGACUCCGCUGUUUAAGUUGCUGAGGAGCAUCAGCGGUGUCAUGUUCAUCCCUGCGUCCUCGCAGGAGAGGAGGAAGACCCUGCUUCCACAAAUAAAUCCCACUCCUGGAUCGUACCCGGUUCAAGCUUAUGCACCGCUGCCCAGCACUACCACCACUCACACCCCAGCUACAAUCUAUGAGGGCUGGCCACACUCAGCCAGCUUGACACCACCUCAACAUCCUCAUGGACACAUUUCAUCAAACAGUGUUGGACACAAUCAUGGACAUUUCUCAGAUCAAAUUGUGGGACAUAGUUGUAACCAUGGCCACAGUCAUAGUCAUGGACCUACGCAGUAGUUGUGUUUUUUUUUAUUUGAUUGCUUAACGAGUCCUCUCACGUCUUGUGUUUCAUUCUUAGAUGUUACAGCAUCCAAAGUGAAGGACUUGGUAAAUAUGGUUAUGAUUUUAAUAUUUUAUGCCUUUUUUAAAUGUGGCGUUUCUUUGUAAAAAAAAAAAAAAAAAUGUUUUUUUUUGUUUUAUAACUUUUUAUACUUCCAGUAAUAAAUGUAUAUUUCAAAAGGCCUCUAGUUGUAAAUGUGAUCAGAUAGCUAAUUAAAAGUAUUAGGCUGUAAUUACUCACAGCAACGGGGCAGUUAAAUUUAUCAAGGUUUUAAAAUGUCAUGGUUUCAAAACCACUAAAAUUAUCCAUGAAAAUAAAAUAAAAUCUUUUUAGGGAAAUACAAGAGAAAGUGUCAGUGACCAGACUUAUGGGUGGGCAAUAUGGAAUUUCAUCAUGAAAUUUUGUGAUACUACUGUGAAAAUAAUGAUUAAAAAACCUACAUUUUUAGGUCACUAUACCGCAGUGACUGCAUGGCACAGCAUAGCAGCACAAACACAUACUUUUCUUUGAAAUAGGCUUCUUUAGAAUUCCACUUAAAGAAGUGAGAUGCACAUAGUAGCUCCAUUUACCUAUAUUUUUGAAAUUACUGAUACUUAUUGACACUCUUGUGGAAAAAAAAUGAAAAAAUAGUAAAAUCAACAUGUACUGUAGAUCAGUUUUUUAACAAAAUUAAAACUUGUGAAAAAUACAUUUUAUUAGCACUGUAUUAAAAGUAUAGCUGGUAAGCUGCUGUUUUCAAACAGCUGAAAAUCAUUCGCAAUGAAGUACCUACUUCUAUUAUUGUGGGACAAGUUUUUGCCUUUUACAAUGCCUUCCAAAAGGAAAAAAAACUCCCAGAAUUGUGAACUGUUCCUUGGUCUUCCUGAUGCUGUUUAUUCAGUGAUGUUUUCCAACAAGCCUCUAAAACAGAACUGUUUGAGCUCCCCAAAAAAACUUUAAAAGAAAGAAUAUUUGUCCUGUUUAUCUAACGAUGCAUCUAUUUUAUAUAAUGUGAUAUUGUUUAAUAAAAUUAACUCAAAUAAAAGCAUCAAAUUGGAA
This is a messenger RNA of Xiphophorus hellerii (green swordtail), 2491 nucleotides long. RefSeq names its product rhomboid domain containing 2 (gene rhbdd2). Bases 439 to 1410 code for a protein of 323 amino acids. Gene Ontology annotation, cellular component: membrane. NCBI's taxonomy places the organism in Eukaryota, Metazoa, Chordata, Actinopteri, Cyprinodontiformes, Poeciliidae. The transcript has a single exon. Gene Ontology annotation, molecular function: serine-type endopeptidase activity. The record is from RefSeq and is a predicted model, not a curated record.